Cinara cedri is the source of this 9565-nucleotide messenger RNA. The record is from the annotation of a GenBank genome assembly. Lineage: Eukaryota; Metazoa; Arthropoda; Insecta; Hemiptera; Aphididae.
CUGAUUGUAAUUUACAAUUUCACCUUAAUUUUAUUCGACCAUUAGCAUUUUAUUCUAUUCGUUUAAUUAGUACUUUUUUAGAAUUACCCAAACUCGGAUGUUACAAUAAAAAACAUUUUUCCCUCAUAUGUUUAUCUAUUGAAAAACAAUAUUAUUCAGCGUAGAAUAUUCAGAAAACGGACACUCACAAUAGUAUUCAGUAAGCAAUAAAAUCCCAUCAAUUGUUAAUAGGUUUUAAUAAUAAUUAGAACAUACAAUCUAAUAUUACAGUGAAUAGUAUUCAGAUCUAUUUUGUUAAAUUCUAGAUAUUUGUAUUUUAUUUCAUGCAUUGUAUUAUUUGUUUAGUAUCGCAAAUCGCAUAUAUUCUUAAAAAAUAUUAUAAUGUACUGGACUGUUCACUUGUAUGGAGGCCCACGUCGCGUCAAUCAUGCAGCUAUUGCAAUUGGCACAACUAUUUUUACAUUCGGUGGUUACUGCAGUGGUGUAGAUUACAAGACCUUCAAGCCAAUCGACAUACAUAUAUUAGACACCGGUAGACAAUAUUUAAUAAAAUAUUUGAUUUUCUCUAGUCUAUUAUAUAAUUGGGGAGGAUAUGGAUAUUUUUAUAUGAUAUAUAUUAUUUAUUUUUAAUUUUAGUGAAAUUUAAAUGGUGGGUACUCAACAAUAAUGACCAAGACAGCACAUGUAUCCCGUUUCAAAGGUAUGGUCACACAGCUGUCACUCUAGGUUCUAAAGUAUACCUGUGGGGCGGUCGUAAUGAUAAGGAAGUUUGCAACACCUUAUACUGCUUCGAUACUGGUAAAUUUUUAAUAAAUUAAGUUGUAUUUUAAUAAAACGAUGACAUAUUUAUAAAAUUUAGGUAAUAGUAAAACAAAAGUAAAAAAUAUAAAAUAAUAUAAUUGAAUAAUGUCAAAAUGAAAAAUAGGUACAUAGAAAAUAUUAGCAUUUUUUAUAAAUGAGUAAACUCAUAUUAAUAGAAGUGAUUUUGAAAUGAAAUAAAAUAGAUUUAAGAGGUUUUAUUUAUUAUGUUAAAUAAAUUGGUGUUUAUAGAAUAUUAUUCUUAAUUGAAAUUGAUUGUACAUUUAAGAUGUUUUAGAUUCUGAGUGGAGCAAAAAAACUUAUGGUUUUACAAAGAUGUUUAUUACUAUUAUUAUUUUUUUAUUUGUGAAUAGAUUUCUAAGUGUAGCACCUUUUCUGAAAGAAUCUUAGUGUGGAGAGGUACUUAAAUUAAUUUUUUGAUUUUCUCAAGAGUUCUCAUCAAAUUUGAAAAUCUGAAAAAAAACAAGAAAAUAUAAGAAAUGUAGGUAUUAGUUAAAAUAUUACAGCCUUCUUUUUUUCUGUGCACAACUUUUCUACCAGUUAUUUUGCUCCAAAUUUAAUGAUAGCAAUAUUUCUAGAAGGAAAUUUCACUAGGGUGGUACUUUAGAGAGGUUAUUUUUUGAUUUUCUCGAAAACUUGUCCAACUUUAUCAUUAUUUCUGUGACUACCUUAACCAUCACUUUCAUGCUAUACCUCUGUUAUUGUCGCUUUUACUCUUUAUGUGUAUUAAAUUAAAAAAAAUGGUUUUGUCUUUUGUACGUCUACCUAACAUGGUUUCGCAAAAUAAAAUUCUAGGAACUCGGGUUUAAACUUGUGAUCUCUGAGAUGACAAUAGGUAUGACAGUAGGACAAUAGGUGGUGUUCCACCACUAGAGUACUAGACUACAACAGAUAUAAUGUACUCAAUAUUGAGUUGUUUAAUGUAGCACAUAUACUAUUCGCUCAAUUUUGACUUCACCAUUGUUCUUAAAUCCGCAAAAUACAUAUGUUCAAAACAAAAUAUAUUGAACAAUUUACUUGGACCAGUAACUAGAUUUGUUGCACAUAAUAAUAACUAGAGUUCGUGACUUAUUGUAUUAAAAAUGCAUGAAAAUACACAGUCAAACCGUCAAAAUAUACUUAAAAAUAUGCAGGUAAUUUAUUAUUAUAUUUUCGAAAAAAUACAUAAAACAUAUUAUUAUAAAUAUAAAAACGAAAAUCUCAAUAAGACGUCCUAGAAUAAUGAGAACGUGUGCAGCCACUGUUGUGGGUAAUUUAGUGUAUAUCUGUUAGCAAAAAUUAACCAUUGCUUACGAAAAAACAAUUUUGAGCGGAAUUUAGUUGAUAGUGAUGCUUUGUCAAUAAUAUUAUAGUAAAAUAAUUAAAUAGGCAUUAUAUAUUAUCUUUCAUAAUAUUUGUUAAAUCUACUGAUUUUUCUGUUUUUUGUACAUUUUUCAGUUUUCCACAUUUGUUGAGAAAACUCCGUAGAAAACCGAUAAAAUACCUUUCUAGUAUUAUCAUUAAAGGUUGAAGCAAAAUUGCUGGUAGAAAAGUUGUCCACAAAAAAAAAGAAGGCCAUAAUACUUUUAGCUAAUACCUACAUUUCUUACAUUUUCCCAUUUGUCAAAAAAUAAACAUCUUUGUAAAACCAUAAGUUUCUUCACUCCACUCAAAAUCUAAAAUAAAUUGAAAUCGUCAAUAACAAGCUUGAUUAUUAAACAAUAAAGAUAAAGAGACACAUAUCUACGACCUACUUACCCAAAGUAAUUUAUUAAAAGAAAUAUUUUUGAAUGUUAUGAGGUAUAUUUUUGGUGUACCCUGGUCUACAGCAUUGUUUCAACAAUCUGAAUUAAUGGAUGGUUUUGAGUUUAGAUAUCAAGUUGAAUUUGAAGAAUUAUUGGCUUGUGAAACACAAAACCGUUGUGAUUAGUGAUAUUUGUAUAAAUAUAGUUAUGAGAGUUAGAUGUAUAACAUAUUCUAAUAUAUGAAGAUGAAAAUAACUGACAUGCAAUACUAUUAUAGGUUACCUAUUGUAUUUUGGUAGGGAUGACCAUAAUAUGACAUCUAAAAUUCAAUUUUAUUUUAGAAACACUUAAAUGGUCUACACCAAAUGUAUAUGGCACUAUACCAAUGCCCAGAGACGGUCAUUCUGCAUGUGUUAUAAAAAAUCAAAUGUUCAUAUUUGGCGGGUUCCAAGAAAAUCCAACUCAGUUUUCUCAAGACUUAUAUAUGCUCGACUUUCACACAAUGGCAUGGAGUAUAGUUAAAACAAAUGUAUUGGAUUAGUUGAAUAUAUUUUAUUGUAUGUAAAUAAUUAACAGUUUUUCUUUUCAUUAGGGAGAUCCACCAUCACAUAGAGAUUUCCAUACUGCAACUGCUAUUGGUAAUAAAAUGUACAUUUUUGGUGGUCGUGGCGAUAAUGAUGAAUCAAGAGUUAGCGGCAAAGAAGUAUACUGUCCUAACAUUUAUUAUUUCGAUACACUUACUAAAAUGUGGGUAUGCCCAGUUGUUUAUGGUGACAAACCCAAUGGUCGACGCAGUCAUUCAGCUUGUAUGUAAUAAAUAAUAACUAUAUAUGAACAGUAAAUAAAGGAACAAUAAUAAUAUAAUGUUAUUCUCAUAAUUCUUGACAUAUUUGAUUACAGUUGUGCACAAUGGCUUCAUGUACAUUUUUGGUGGCUUUAACAGAAACCUGGACUUGCACUAUAAAGACAUACAUCGAUAUGAUCCAAUAAAAUCUACCUGGUUAAAAAUGAAUCCAAAAGGCACAUCACCGUGUGCCAGGAGAAGGCAGAUUUGUUUAGUAGUUAAUGACCAAGUUUUUAUAUCUGGUGGUACAAGUCCAAAUUAUCCCAAAACCCAAUUACAAAAUUUCAGAGUACUAAACUAUGAUUUUUCAUCUCAUAUUCUAAAUCAGCUUAAGGAUCAUGACGACCUUCAUGUUUUAAAUCUUAGUAAGAUAUUUGUAAUUAAUCAUUAUUAUAUGCUGCUUAAGUUAAAGAAUUUGAUUGCAAUUUUUAGAUCCGAGUCUAAAAGACAUGCUUUUGGUGAACGUAUGGGAAUUAUUGGAUAGUCAAGGAAUAUCUCCACUCCACCUAUGCAUCCCAACAUCAUUAAAGUAAAUUAUCUUAUAAUAUUCUCUUAUGGUCGUUUUCACCAACAUAAACAUUUACAUUUUCGUUUAUCUAAUUUUUAAAGAGUUUAUUGCUGAUAAUCAACCAUGAUUAGUUGAUUAUCUUUUAAAUUACAUUUAAAAAUCAACAUAUAUGCUGGUGAGAAUGGCCUUUAGUCUUAAUUAAAUUCAAUGAAUUUAUUUAAUAUUGAAGAUUAAAUGAAAAAUAAAUGUUCCUUUUCUUCCUUGCUUUUAAUGAUGGGAGUGUCACUGUUGUAGGUGAGAAGUUGGAAAAGUAGUAUUCAUAAAGUUAUUUCAGUUAUGUCUAUAAGCAGUGAUAAAUAAUUGCCAACAAAAACAUAUUCUGAGUGAAAUUUGGUUAUGUUUUGGAAGACUGUAAUUUGUCAAUUUUGAUAAAAUUUUGAUUUUAAAACACUUAUAAAAAAUAAAUAAAAUAACGCUACUAUGUACAGCAAAACACCUAGCAAAACAAGCUAUAAACUUUUCUGUAUUUCCUACGUUUAUUCUGGUUUUUCCCAAUUAUUAUAAAAACUGUUUGGGAAAUCAAAAAUGCAACAAAAAGUCUCUUUAAUUUUUAAUUGAAGCAAGAUGUUUGGUAGAAAAGUUAGUUGCUCAGUCACAAAAAAAAAAAACUUAAAAAAGCCAAUACAUUCCUCCCACCGCUCAGAAUCUAACACCCAUAAGCAGCUGGGUUCCAUUACUAGAAUACAUUUUUCCUUUACCUGGAAUAUAGAAGUACUCUUUGUAAAUAACUGAAUACUAUACUUUACUAUCUACUUUAAAAAAAAUAGUAAAAUUUGUGCAUACAAAUAAUAAGGGUGGGUUGAAAGUUUAAACUUGUAAAAGGCACUUGGUUACAUAAAUAUAAACACCAUACAUGUACAAAGUUUCAUCUCCUGGCUUCAUUUGUUAGGUCUGUUUGGGUUAGUACAGUUAAAAUAAAAUUUUUUUUUUAUUAUUUUGUAUGGCAUAAUUCAUAGUAACAUGUUAAUUAUAUCUAAACUAAAAUCAAUGACCGAUUGCAUCACAAUCUAAAAUUAAAACUAAAUGUCCAAGCUUCUUAACCAUUCAAUGGCAUCAGUUGAUACUUCAUUAUGCUCUUCAUACCCAUCAGGAACUUUCUGUUACUAUUUAUUCACUAUGUGCUGAACUGUCUGUUUGGUUGUAGUUGCGGCAAUCACAUUUUGGGUACACUUGUUAUAAAAUUAAAAGCGGACAUUAUUCCAGAGGGUAAUAAAAUGUGUUUUUUUUUAAAAUUAAUUUUUAGAAAAGUGGCAGUCAUUUAAAAAAAGAUGAAUUAGUAAUUAUUUCUAAACUAUGUAUUUAAUGUUUUACUUGGAAUAAUAAUUAAAAUAAUAGGAAAAAUGUAUUAUCUUGACCUCUGGAAUAUUGUCCUCUUUUAAUUUUGUAUUAAUGAUUUUAAUCUAAAACCAAAAUAAAGCAAAUUCUAUGCAAUCUGCUUAAGGUAGAUUUUUCUAUACUCCCCGUUUGUUAGACUGAGACAUCACAUGCUUUUAUAAUGACCUCUUUAAGUCUCAAGUUGCCGGUGUAUUGUUAAGAUGUGUUGCUAAAGAAAUGGAUUCUUAUAUGUUUUGGUCUUUGUAAAUAACCUUAUGAUAAUGUUGAAAUUAUUUUCUAUGUUUUGUAGCCUUAUAAUCUAAUAUUAUCCUUGAGCCUUAUGUCUUAUCCUUCUGCUUAUCAGCCAUUACCUAUUCAAUUUGUUUCAAAUUGUUGAAAGAAAGAAAAAAUAAAAAUAAAUGAUUUCAAAUUUGUAUUUAAACUUUUAAAUGGUUUUAUUGAUUAUCCAGAAUUAUUAGGUUUUUUUUAUUUUAACAUCCCUCAGUUGUUAGGUUUAUUACUAUAUUUAAUGUUUUUUUACAUAGAACAAACUAUGCUUUAACUUCACUUACCAAUAGAAUGAUAUAAUUUUGUUAAGGAACAAAACAAAAAUUGAUUUAUUUAACUUUUCUUUCUUAAAAUAUUUUAAUAAUUAUGUGAAUAGAAUUUUUGUAUUUAAUUUAUUUAUAUUAUUUUAUCAUUAAUAUGAUUUAUUUUGCUGUCAAUAUUGUGCAUUGUAUUAUAUACACAAUAUUCCACAAAGAUAUACCCAUUGUAAUAUCUUUAGAAAUAAUGAAGAUAUUCAAAUUCUAUUUUUUUAUAAUGCUCCCAGAAAUAAGAACUAUACAUAUUUAUAUUUGAGUUAAAUUUUUAAGUUUUGGUAAAAAAAAAAAAAAAAAAAACUAAAAAAAUAACUUUAUUUUAUUAUUUUCAAAAAAUUUAAAGAUAGGCGUUUUAUAGAAUUUAUUCUUCUGAAAAUUAUGACGUAUCAACUUUUUAUUUUCAUUAAAUUCUUGAAUUUUAUUAUUUUUUUUAAGUUAGAGAAACAGAGUGUACAGUCAAUUAACUAUAAUUAUUAUAAUAAUCAAUUAAAUGCAACUACUGUCUGUUGCAUAAUUAUGUGUACUUUUAUCUGAAAUUUAAAAAAUGUUUAAAAUCACAAAUUAAAUGAAAAUUAAAAAUUAAAACGCUAAAAAAUUUUCAGGUGGGACUCAUCAGUAGUGUUAGAUGUAAUGUUAUUAUUAUACUUUAUUACACAACAAUAAACUUUUAUAUAUUAAUGACCAUAUUCACGUGGGUUUUCACCACUAAUUAAAUAUGUCUAAAAUAAACAAACUAUUUAAAACUAAAAAAUGUAAUAAUAAAUAGAAAAAGACUGACAUUUGUGUGCAUAAGUGGGCCAUUGUUACAGGUGAGAAGUUGAGAAAGUAGUAGAAGGGAAAUUGAAUGUAUAUCUUAAGCGACGAUAAACCAUUGUUAAUGAAAAAUGAUUUUGAGCAAAGUUCAGUUGAUAGUGUUACUUUGUCAAUAAUAUAUAUGUUAUAAUAUGGUAACAAAUUAUAUAGGCAUUAUAUAUUUUAUUUAAUAAUAUUUGUUUAGUAUUGUUGCAAUUUUCCCAUUGUUUUCAAUUUUCCCAUUUACUUAGAAAACUAGGAAAAUCAAAAAAACCACCUCCCUAAAGUUGAUACUCACCUCGGUCAGAUUUCUUUUUAGAAAAAAUGCUACACUUGUAAAUCAGAACAAUAUUUCUGAAAGAAAAGUUGUUCACAUUGUAAAACUAUAAGCUUCUUUACUCCACUCAGAAUCUAAAAUGUAAUGAGAUAGAAAGUAUGGGCAUGGACUGAUACUUUUGGGCUUUGGCUGUAUUUUAUUAUUCAAAUCAAUUUGUAUGUUAUCAAAUAUUGGUUAUUAAUAUUUAUAAAAUAAAAUAAUAAUAUCUAUUCUAUAAUUAUUAUUUUUACUUAAUGAGUACUAUUUAAUAUAGUAUAAUAGUAGUUUUUUGGGGGGUUUGGUCAAAACACUGACAGUCAAAAUAUUAAUUUGCUACCGUAAAAAAAUUAAAUAAAAUGUAAUAUCAAUAACCAAAGUUUAUUAUUAUUAAAGUAAAUAUUUGUAAAUUAAAUAAUUUAUAAUUAUAAUAAUAAUAAAAAGUUAAUUAUCUUACAAAAAUAUUGAAAUAAUAAUAGUCAAAAAAUAUUUAUCCAUUAUUAUUAUUAUAAUUUUGAAAUUAAUUAAUAGUAACUUGUCGAUAUUUUGUACUUUUUGAUAUUUUGAUUGUUGUAAUCUUGCACUGCAUUCGUUUUUAUUAUGUUAAAUUUUUACAAAAUUAAAUAUUUUCAGAAAUGAUCUAGCUUCCGUCAAUCCUUCCGAGAUCACGGAGAUCGGAUCCAAUGUAAUGUCUAUGGAUCAACUUGAUUGAAUAUGCUAUUGAAUAAACUGAACAUUAUAUUUAGUUCUCACAAUGAAAUUCAUAAUAAAAAUAAAUAAUAAUAAUAAUUAUAAUAAUAAUAUUAUUAUUAUUUAUUAUUGUUUGUAUUAUUAUUUAUAGUAUUCACAAAAUAUCCCAAAGUCUUUCAUUAAAAAAAAAAAACAUCUCAAAUGAAUAUUAGAUUUUACAUAGAAUGUGUUUUAUAAUGUUAAUUAAUCUAACUUGUUAUUCUUUAGGUAAAUUGAAAAAUAAUUUGAAUAUCUUCUUCUUCUUCCUUGCCUUCAUCCCAGCAAUUUGGGGUCAGUCACCCCCUUCUAAACUUCCAUUUGACAUGAUCUCCCACCUUGCAUACACCGACUGUUCUUAUAUUAUCAAUCGCAACCAACCACCUUUUUUUUGGUAUUACUCUCCACCUUUUUCCUUUUAUGUUUAUUUCAAUUAAAAUUUUUACUGUUUCAAAUUCCUCCUCAUGUUAUGACUAAACAAUCUCGGUCUAUUUUCUCCUAUUUUGUCCUCUACCAAAGCCAAGCCUAAGCUACCUUUUAUGUACUGAUCCUUGAUCCUAUCUUCUCUCAUUACUCCACUCAUCCACUUAAGCAUUUUCAUUCCUGAUACACUUAUUCUCUUUCUAUUUUUCUGUUUAUCAACCAACAUUGAACCAUGGAAAAUAGUCACGCCACACUUUUGUAAAACUUAACUUUAAGUCUCAUUGGAAUUCUCUUGUCAUAUAAAACACCUAUCAUUUCUGAUAUUCCACUUUAUCCAACCGCACUUAAUCUUAAAUUUCACAUCCUCAUGAAAGCCACUUCACUGUUCUUCUGUACAAAAGAUCUAUGAUACUUAAAAAUCUUAACCUCGCCUAUAACCAUUUAUUCUCAUUAGUUGUCUUGUCCUAUUACUUCAAAAUUAUACUCUAUUUUACUUCUAGUUAUCUUUAGUGUCUUUCCUUCAAGUUUACUCACCAUUCCUCAAGUUUACCGCUAACUUAUUCCAGAUUUUUUCCUAUCAUCUGGAAACAUAAUGGUACCAUGAUAAUUCUUCCUACCUGUUAUCCCUGUGGUGGGUCAAUCCACCAAAUUCUUGUUUAGAAUUCUUCAAAAUAGUUGUCAGAAUUUUACACCGGCUGUUUAACCUCACACAAUCUUACUUGUCACCUCUUAUGACAGGAAGUGAUUAUGGGAGUAUUCUGACCCCCUCUCGCAAGGAGAAUGGUAUUGUUAACUAUAAAGUGAAUCUCUCUGCUCUACAGAAACAAUAACAUAUGCCUACUAGAAUUACUUGACUGGGCUUUUCACCAGUAGAAACUCUGGGCCCUGGGUCCAUAACCCCCCCUCCCCUUAGGUGUGAAAAAUAUUCUUUAUAAAUAUUAAAUACUAAUACUUUUUCUAAAAUAUAUUUUAAUUAUAUUAGUUGAUUAAUUUGUAGAUAUUUAUAAUUAUUAAUAAACUUUAAUAUUUUUGUCUUGAAAUAAUAUUAUAUGUUAUGUCCAUGCAUGUACUUAGUAUUAGUCUAAAUAAACAAAUGUUUGACCAACAUACUAAUGAAGUGUAAAAACAUUAAACAUGUUUGAGAAAUCGUGUACAUUAUUUGGAAUACUUAAGGUUAAGAAUAUAAUUUAGAAGUUAAUCAAAAAAUAUUUUAUUUAUGAGACUUAGCUUAUUUUUAUACAUUCAUAUUUUAAUUCUUCAAUUUAAUAGUGUGCUAUGCUUGUAAUGUAAUUUCUUUAUUUAAUAUGUUUGUUAUUGUGUACUAUGCAUUCUUUGCAAUUCACCCAGAGUCCAUUUGUGCAUUAUUGAUAAAUAAUGAGUAUUUAUAGUUUUAAAUAUUAAUAUAAUAUCAUUGUUGAACAAAUACAAAUUAAUAAACAU